CAUCGGGAGUCGGGAGUCGGCAGUACUAGAUUUACCGCCCACCCAAGAAAAUGACUGAACAAGAAAUGCAAGUCGACGAUGUACCCUUUUCUUCCAAGAUUACAACUAAAUCAGAGAGUAAUCAAGCACAUGGUCAACCCUGGGUUGAGAAAUACAGACCAGUCAAGCUUCACGAUGUAGUUGGUAAUGAGGAAACGAUAAGCCGUCUUAAAGUUUUUGCCAAAGAUGGAAAUGUCCCAAAUGUUAUCAUUGCUGGCCCUCCUGGAACUGGAAAAACCACCAGUAUUUUGUGUCUAGCCAGAGCAAUGUUGGGUCCUUCCUACAGAGAUGCUGUCCUGGAAAUGAAUGCAUCGAAUGACAGGUACACAGUGGUAUUGAUGGAGUUACAGGUGACAUCCACGGAGAUGCGCGGUGGCAUCCACAGAGAUCUUACGUGGACUUCAAUGUCUAGCUCGCUCAGAAAUGUAGGACUUCAAAGAGGUAUUGAUGUUGUGAGAAAUAAAAUAAAGAUGUUUGCACAGCAAAAAGUUACGCUGCCUAAAGGAAGACACAAGAUCAUUAUUCUGGAUGAAGCAGACAGCAUGACAGAUGGAGCACAGCAAGCUUUGAGGAGAACUAUGGAGAUUUACUCAAAAACCACCAGAUUUGCACUUGCCUGCAAUGCUUCAGACAAAAUAAUAGAACCUAUCCAGUCUCGGUGUGCAGUUUUGCGGUACUCCAAGCUGACAGAUGCUCAGGUGCUCAAGAGACUGCUAGAGGUGUGUGAGGCUGAAUCAGUCAGCUACACUGAUGAUGGGCUAGAGGCCAUUGUGUUCACAGCACAGGGAGACAUGAGACAGGCCCUGAACAAUGUACAGUCUACGUUUCAAGGUUUUGGUCAUGUCAACAGUGAAAAUGUCUUCAAGGUUUGUGAUGAGCCCCACCCAAUGUUGAUUCAGGACAUGUUACAACACUGUGUUAAUGGCAAUGUUGAGGAGGCAUAUAAAACUAUGGCUCAUCUAUGGAAGCUUGGAUACUCUGCAGAAGAUAUUAUCACGAAUAUCUUCAGAGUGUGCAAGAACCAAAAUAUUCCAGAAUUCCUUAAACUGGAAUUUAUUAAGGAAAUAGGAUAUACACACAUGAGGAUUGCAGAGGGUGUCCGGUCAUUAUUACAGAUGUCAGCAUUGUUGGCAAGACUGUGUAAAAAAUCUGCAGUGCCAGGGAUAAUAUGUAAUAUGUGAAAUAAACCAAAAUGACAAUGAUGAUCAAAAAUAUAGAAAUAUCAAUAAAAUGUAUUCAUAAUAAC
Molecule: messenger RNA, 1285 nt
Organism: Ostrea edulis (European flat oyster)
Lineage: Eukaryota; Metazoa; Mollusca; Bivalvia; Ostreida; Ostreidae
Product: replication factor C subunit 2-like
Exons: 10
Coding region: 51-1220 (389 amino acids)
Biological process (GO): DNA-templated DNA replication; DNA repair
Cellular component (GO): DNA replication factor C complex; nucleus
Molecular function (GO): DNA clamp loader activity; ATP binding; DNA binding
Source: RefSeq, a predicted model, not a curated record